AUGAUUAUUAUUGAUACAAGUGGUAGUGUACAUGGCCAAGCACUUCAGUUGAUUAAAGUUGCAGUAAAAUCUCUUUUAGACACAUUGGGAGAAAAUGAUUUUGUCAAUAUUGCACACUUUUCAAAAGAAGCCCAGUUUGUUAGCUGCUUCAAUGAUACAUUUGUACAAGCAAAUUACAGAAACAAAAAGAUACUCACAAAAGCAGUAGAAAAUUUAACAGCACAAGACAUGGCUAAUUUUAAAGUGGGCUUUGAGUUUGCAUUUUUGCAAUUUGAAAAGUUUCGGAACAUGUCAAAACAGAAUGGAGUUGGAGCCCAAUGCAAUGAAGUGAUUAUGCUGCUUACAGAUGGAGGAACAGACAAUGCCAAAGAAGUUUUUGAGAAAUACAAUUGGUCUAAAAAUAAGACAGUUCGAGUGUUUACAUAUGCUGUAGGACCAACAGCAAACCCCACUUCUGCAAUCAGGUGGAUGGCAUGUGGUAAUCGAGGGUUUUUUUCACAGAUACCUGCCAUGGGUGCAAUACGUUCAAAAGUCCAGCACUAUAUAGGAGUUCUGGCCCGACCUUUGGCCCUUAAUCAUUCCGAGUACAUCAAGUGGGCCGGGGUCUACCAGGAUAGCCAUGGAUUAGGUAUGAUGACAACAGUCACACUUCCUGUAUACAACAGAACAGCGGGCGCAAACAACCAAACAAUAUUAGGUGUUAUGGGUGUGGACAUAACCACUGAUGACAUGCUGAAAAAGAUACGAAGACAUCAGCUUGGUCCAACUGGGUAUGCCUUUGCCAUCAAUCGUAAUGGUUAUGUGGUUUUCCAUCCUAACUUAAAGAUUCCAAAAGAUUGGAAUAAAGAUCCUCCAAAUGUGGACUUUCUAGAAGUUGAAGUAGAAAAUGAAGAUAAAGAAUUGUUGCGGCGUCGAAUGAUAGAUGGAGAAACAAGUACUGUUAAAAUCAGAACAUUUGUUGUAUCUCCAGAAGGGAACCAUGUAUGGAUAGAAAACAGAACAUAUUCAUUUACUCCAAUCAAUGAAACCUCCUUCAGCCUUUGUGUGACAGUUCCAACAGACUUAAAAAGCUAUAUGCAACCUUUAGGAAUUACCGAAAUUGAAGGUAAAAGUCUGUUGCGUUCUAAUCUGUCUGCUAUGUUGGUUGCACCUUGGGAUUAUUACAAUGGUUACACACAAGAGAUAAAUAUCACCAUGACAACAGAUGAUCUGAUUAAUGUUUUGGAUAAUUCUGACUAUAAAUUUGAUACUCAUCUGAUGCAAUUAUUAUACUGGGAUGCCAACAUCACUAAAAAGAUGGAACUUUACUGGAAUGAUGUUGACAAGAUUAAUUCAUUCAAGUUUGUAUCAUUUACUUUUCUUUUCUUAAUUACUAUCUGA
Molecule: messenger RNA, 1380 nt
Organism: Acanthosepion pharaonis
Lineage: Eukaryota; Metazoa; Mollusca; Cephalopoda; Sepiida; Sepiidae
Source: the annotation of a GenBank genome assembly